AAAAAAAACACAAAGAAAUAACGAAUGGGGUUGAAGAGCAAAGUUUUGAUCAUUGGUGGUACAGGAUACUUAGGUAAGAGACUAGUGAAGGCCAGUUUAGAACAAGGCCAUGAAACAUAUGUGCUUCGACGACCAGAAAUCGGCGUAGACAUUGAAAAAAUCCAGAUGUUACUUUCCUUCAAGAAGCAGGGAGCUCAUCUUGUCAUUGGUUCAUUUAACGAUCAUCGUAGCCUUGUUGAAGCCGUGAAGCAAGUCGAUGUAGUGAUAUGUGCAAUUUCUGGUGUUCAUAUCCGUAGCCAUCAAAUACUUCUUCAACUCAAACUUGUUGAUGCCAUAAAAGAAGCUGGAAACAUCAAGAGGUUUUUUCCAUCCGAGUUUGGUACCGAUCCUGCAAGAAUGGCAGAUGCAUUGGAACCAGGGAGAGUGACCUUUGAUGACAAGAUGGUGGUGCGAAAAGCUAUCGAAGGUGCAGGGAUUCCCUUCACCUAUGUAUCCGCAAAUUGCUUUGCGGGUUACAUGGUUGGAGGGUUGUGCCAACCAGGCCACAUUCUUCCUUCUACGGACUCUGUUGUCUUCCUUGGAGACGGCAAUAAGAAAUCAAUAUUUGUGGAUGAAGAUGACAUAGCUACUUAUACCAUAAGAAUGAUAGAUGAUCCACGAACUUGUAACAAGACUGUCUACAUCAGGCCUUCUCAAAACAUCCUUUCUCAGAGAGAAGUUGUGCAAAUUUGGGAAAAGCUCAUUGGGAAACAACUCGAAAAAACAUACCUAUCCGAGCAAGACUUUCUCAAUAUCAUGAAAGGUCAAGCGUAUGUGGAGCAGGUUGGGUUGACACAUUACUACCAUGUCUACUACCAAGGUUGUCUUGCGAGUUUUGAUAUUGGAGAAGAUGAAGAGGAGGCUUCUACUCUUUACCCAGAUAUCAAAUACACCAAAGUGGAAGACUACCUUACACAGUAUCUUUAAAACCGAUUAUCUAUUAUUAUUG
This is a messenger RNA of Erigeron canadensis, 988 nucleotides long. RefSeq names its product bifunctional pinoresinol-lariciresinol reductase-like. Gene Ontology annotation, molecular function: oxidoreductase activity. NCBI's taxonomy places the organism in Eukaryota, Viridiplantae, Streptophyta, Magnoliopsida, Asterales, Asteraceae. The transcript is spliced from 4 exons. The record is from RefSeq and is a predicted model, not a curated record. The coding region runs from base 25 to 966 and encodes 313 amino acids.